UUGAUAAGGCAAUUUGCUAGAUUCGUAGUCAGUGACCACGAUUGUACUAAAACGGUGGUGGAGUGCGCUCUGGAUCAAUUUUAAAUUUAAAUUCGAACUAAAUCUCCAAAGCCUAAAAUGGCAGCUAGCGAAACAUUACGGAAAUGUAGAGAUGCUAUCUUGAACAACAAAGUGGUGACCUGUUUGAGUGUGGCACUUUUUGCCUUUGUGAUAGCGACCAUUGCGUUGGCCACAUCAAACCAAAGUAAGAAGAACGCUAUUCAGGUGUGUCAAGCAGUGCUAUCGCAUGCGACACCACUCUGCUCGGUAAGCAUAUCAAAUGAUCUUCCUGAUUAUGCUCCGGUCUAUUUGCGAUCAGAUGGCAAUUCGUACAAACUAUGGGCUCCCAGUGGAUCGCUGCUGAAAUGGAAUACAACUCAAGAAAAAACUGCCCUGCUCUGUUCGGGCGAUAACAAUGUCCUGGAACGAACCAACAUCCAAUUUAAUGAGAACACCUGCUCCAGUGGGCAAGAAUUUUUGUUAGUAGGAGCAACAUCUUCCAUUGCGACUAAGGAUCUGAAAUGUAAGAGUUCUGUAGAUGGAGAGUGCAGUGCUACUACCGAGUCAUGUGCAAAUGGUCGAGGCGUUCUGAAUAAACUGGGAUUCAAUAGUGGACAAUCGAGUGGAUUCAUCACUUACAUUGAGGCCUGUUUUGAUAAGGAUAGAUCAUCAGUUUUGUACACGCGGCAUAUCUUACCCGGAGGAGCUAUAGCAAAUGCCGUGUCUGCUGAUGCCUAUCAAACUUGGAGAACUACAGGAAUUGACGAAAAAGUUACCAUUGAAACCUCCUACACUCAAGCAUCUCAAAUUGAUCGGCUGACAACACUUCUAGGGUCUAAGGAACAGGCUGCAAAAUAUGUACAAGAGGGUGUAAAUUAUCUUACCAGAGGUCAUCUUACGCCACGAGGCGAUGGAAUCUUUCAAAGCUGGAAACAUGCAACAUUUUUCUAUACUAAUGCAGUGCCUCAAUGGAAUGUCAUCAACGAAGGAAACUGGAAUAACAUAGAGUUACGUGUUAGGAUGAUUGCGUCGGUACUACAGGAGGAUUUGCUCGUUGUUCAGGGAACAUUUGGUGUCCUGUCUCUAUUGGAUGCGAAUAGCAUUUCGCAACCUAUCUCUUUGUCUACAGCUGGAAUUGAUGUUCCCUUGUGGGUAUGGAAGAUUAUUAAGUCUCCGAGCAGGAACGCCGGAAUUGCAUUCGUAACGUUGAACAACCCAUAUGAAACCUCCUCCAUAAUUGAGCUACUGUGCACUGAUGUGUGCGAAAAGUAUGGUUGGGCAGAGGCACAGUACAGCAAGUUUUCGGCAGGCUUCACGUAUUGUUGUGAUCCAAAUGAUCUCAUUCGAAUGGUUCCGCAUGCACCUUAUGAAGCAUUAGUUAAGGAUGUUCUUACUCAAUCAAUGCUGACUUCCAAUGGAGUGAGCUUAAGCUCAUGGUUAUGUUUGGUAGUAGCUGCCGGGUUGCUUCAACUACUGAGAGUUGUUUAAUUUUAAUUAGGUUUCGAAUUAUGCAAUUAAUUCAAAUUUGUUGUUAUGUUAGAAAAAAUAAAUGUACAUUUUUUCCACUAACACCCCAGCAUAAACUUAUUUACACUCAAUUGGAAUGUUUGCAACCGUACCGAAAUGG
Molecule: messenger RNA, 1666 nt
Organism: Armigeres subalbatus
Lineage: Eukaryota; Metazoa; Arthropoda; Insecta; Diptera; Culicidae
Exons: 5
Coding region: 118-1527 (469 amino acids)
Biological process (GO): apoptotic DNA fragmentation
Cellular component (GO): mitochondrial inner membrane; nucleus
Molecular function (GO): single-stranded DNA endonuclease activity; nucleic acid binding; RNA endonuclease activity
Source: RefSeq, a predicted model, not a curated record